Fomitopsis serialis is the source of this 882-nucleotide messenger RNA. RefSeq lists its product as uncharacterized. The record is from RefSeq and is a predicted model, not a curated record. Lineage: Eukaryota; Fungi; Basidiomycota; Agaricomycetes; Polyporales; Fomitopsidaceae. The coding region runs from base 67 to 540 and encodes 157 amino acids. The transcript is spliced from 5 exons.
CUGUAGACCAACUGCCAGUUGCCACACUACUGCCAGUGAGCGGACGUACAGCGCUUGGUGCUCAGCAUGUCCGAGAAAUCACAAUUACAGUAUGCCGCCGCAUCUCGCGUCCCUCUCAUCAAAUCGCCCAGUCUCAGGGUUGCGCGGCCGGUCGAGCGUCCCCCGGACAUUCACCCGCUACCGGAAGAUGUCUCUGCUUACUUCGUGUAUCCCUUCACACUUGAGCCUCACGUAAUCCGCCUCGAGGACUCGCGUCGAUCCACGCUCGCCGCUCAUGCAGCUCGUCGCGAGGCAUACCUCAAGUCGCGCGAGGAGGAGAAAGAGCGGCGCAAGCGCGAUGCUCUCCGCCGCAUAGCUCCAGGGUUCGAGCCUCAAGGCACGCUGCUCGUGCCCACGAAACGGCAGUCGAUAGGUCCGGGAUCGUCGCCCGCUCCUCCGGACUCGCUGGACGGCAGUACAGGACACGCGCACACCAAGUCGGUCAUGGAGGAUCUCGUAGAUCAACUUGCAGCAUUGGAUGCUGAGCGCGAUCAGACUUGAUGCACAUCCGUGGGGGCGAUUAUCACGACAUGGACGUGCAUCGGCUCGCUCAUCCUCCCUCUGUAUGAAUAUACGCACUUUGACGCUUUAAAAUGAUACCAGCGUCAUCACCGUUCCUGUGUUACUUCACCUAGUAGCCGUUUCGUCAAGGCCCUAGUGCAAGGGUGCCGUAUCAUGCUGCACGACAGAAUUUAGGUAGCAGGUACGUAGAUCAUGCGCAGAGACGUCUUCAACUUCGCAGGCUAUGAGGAAGCUGGGGGUGGUUUGGCUACUAGUAGAACAGUAGCGAUACGGUCUGCAAACUCGCGCCCUGUACACGCAUUCAUGGAAGAGCACGAGUGC